AUUUAAUUACCUACAACAUAUUGUAUUGAGCUGUGCGACUGAGUGCGUGUUUUGUGACAGUAAAAAUAAUUAUAAAUAAAAAUGGUUGAAAAAAGAAUUUUGGUUAUAUACACUGGUGGUACCUUUGGAAUGUUGAAAAAUGAGAAAGGAGUGUUGGUACCACAAAAGAAUAUUGAGCACCGAGUCAUCAGAAAACUGUCACAACUACAUGACAAUGAAUAUUGGGAAAAGCGUCUGGCUAAGACAGACAGACAGGAAUACCUUGUUCUACCAGAUGGCAAAGACACAGACAUAAAAGUGCUUUACAAGAUCCUAGAAUAUGAUGAACUGAAAGAUUCGUCAGAUUUUAUGACAGACGAUUGGCUCAAAAUAGCGAGGGAUAUUAAGAAAUAUUACCACGACUAUGAUGGCUUCGUGGUACUUCAUGGCACGGACACGAUGGCGUAUGGAGCGUCCAUAUUGUCCUUUAUGCUGGAAACAGUCGGCAAGACUGUAGUCCUUACUGGAGCUCAGGUUCCAAUUUUCCAACCCCGUAGUGACGGUAACAACAACAUCUUAUGCGCACUCCUGAUCGCAGCCACACAGUAUAUACCAGAAAUAACUGUAUUCUUUGGUUGUAAGCUCUUCAGAGGAACGAGAGUAAAAAAGGUAUCAAACACACGGAUCUACGCUUUCGACUCUCCCAAUUUCCCGCCAUUACUAGAAGCUAAAACAACAAUAGAUAUCGAUCCUAAGAUGCUGAUACACCAAUCUGUGCCAAAUGAAUGUAUACUGCAUGACAAGUUGUGCACUAAGAUUUAUUUGUUGAAAGUCACACCUACUAUAACACCGGCUAUUAUAAGAGCUGUUUUUGAAGGCAUGGAAGGUAUUGUUCUGGAAACAUACGGUAAUGGAAACAUUCCGAUAAAACGCAAAGAGAUCUAUGCAGAAAUAGAGAGAGCGGUGAAGAACAACGUCCUCGUAGUAAAUGUGACGCAGUGUGUUAAUGGUAUGGUGCAUGGAAAACCGCUGUAUGAAACUGGUCUGUUACUAAUUGAGUGCGGCGUAGUACCCGCCUAUGACAUGACGUCAGAGGCAGCGCAAGCUAAACUUUCUUAUGUUCUUAGUAAGACAGAACUUUCUUAUGCAGAAAAAAUCGAGCUUAUGAAGACGAACAUACGAGGCGAGUUACACAAUCCUCAUUUGGGACUUAAAUAAAAUGUAUUUAUUAAUAAUAUAAAUUAAUAUUGAUAUUGUAAAUUUAAUAAAAGAUUUUAUAAUAAUAAAAUAUUUAGAAUUAA
This is a messenger RNA of Colias croceus (clouded yellow), 1280 nucleotides long. Its product is annotated as L-asparaginase-like. NCBI's taxonomy places the organism in Eukaryota, Metazoa, Arthropoda, Insecta, Lepidoptera, Pieridae. The record is from RefSeq and is a predicted model, not a curated record. The coding region runs from base 82 to 1197 and encodes 371 amino acids. Gene Ontology annotation, molecular function: asparaginase activity. The transcript has 9 exons.